Messenger RNA from Symbiodinium sp. CCMP2592, 750 nucleotides. NCBI's taxonomy places the organism in Eukaryota, Dinophyceae, Suessiales, Symbiodiniaceae. The record is from the annotation of a GenBank genome assembly.
AUGUUUGACUUUGACGAGAUCGAGGAGACUGUUGAGAAGGAAGGUGAGUGGAAAGAGGGAGCGUCGGCGGAGAGCCCCUCGAAGGCUGGAGGAUGCGGAAGCCUCAGCGAUGCUGUCUCCGUCCAGAAAGUGUCGGAGGAGAUAAAGGAGCAGGGUGAUGGCGAUGGAAUGUUUGACUUCGACGAAAUCGAGGCCGAUGCAGCUCAACAGGCUGUCACUGAGAGAGCAAAAGCAGAUGGCACUGUGCCUGUGGAGGUGCGCUUCGUCUUACAAGGCGAGAAGUGGAGCCGCAGCUUUGAGGUGCCGGCAGGGUCCUCGGUGAAUUUUCUCAGGCGCGAGAUGGCGGGAGAAGAGGCUGAAUGGAUCCAGCUGUAUCGGUUCGGCCGACAGGUGGAUCCCAGUGAAGUGUUGAACAAGGCGGCGCGAUUCGACUUCGCGUUCCGACCGCCGGCUUCCGUGGCAUCGAAGCCUCCUCCUCUUUGCCCGGAGGCUGUGUCACCAAAGUGGAAGGGCCACGCAGAGGUCCGUGUUCACAUCGACCAUGUGCUCGACCUGAGCCACCGCUUUCCGGUGAAGGAGGGCACCACCAUCUCAGAGCUGAAGGCAGCGAUGGCUUCGUCUGACCCGACAUCAGCUUCUCGUCCAGAGGACUUCGAGCUGUGCAUCACGGGUGGUCCUCGCAAGCCGCUGGCAGGAAAUGUGGUCUUGUCCGAAGUCGGGCUUUGGCAACUGGACCUACUGCCGCCCUGA